This is a messenger RNA of Telopea speciosissima, 1448 nucleotides long. Its product is annotated as UV-B-induced protein At3g17800, chloroplastic-like. The transcript is spliced from 4 exons. Bases 66 to 1349 code for a protein of 427 amino acids. NCBI's taxonomy places the organism in Eukaryota, Viridiplantae, Streptophyta, Magnoliopsida, Proteales, Proteaceae. The record is from RefSeq and is a predicted model, not a curated record.
CUCGAGCCCUAACAGCCGAUUCUCUUUCUAUCUCUGUUGGGUGCUCUCUUCUCAGGUUUGUUUGGAUGGAAGCGGCGGUUGUUCUUCAAUAUUCUUAUGGUUUUUGUAAAUCUUCUAGUCUCGUGGUUAGAUCGGGUCUUGUAGCAGCGAGUGUGCCUGAUUUGGUGAGUUUCAAUGGAAAGGUUCGUUUUCCGAACAGAUUGAUUAAGCAUUCUCCUUCAAUUGCUCUUCCCAACCAAGGCCACAAGAAAUCAAUUGUUGUUCGUAGGAAAAGCAUUGUUGUAAUGUCAUCAUCUUCAUCUCACGAAUCGGCAGAAGCAGCAACUCCAAUCGCUCCUCUUGAAUUGGAGUCUCCGGUUGGGCAGUUCUUGUCUCAGAUUUUGAAAAGCCAUCCUCAUCUGGUCCCGGCUGCUGUUGACCAGCAGCUUAAACAACUUCAAACUGACCGUGAGGCUGAGAAACAUAAAGAAGAGCCUUCUGCUUCUGGCACUGAUCUUGUUUUGUACAGGAGAAUAGCCGAGGUCAAGGCUAAUGAGAGGAGAAAGGCUUUAGAAGAGAUUCUGUAUGCACUAGUCGUGCAGAAAUUCAUGGAUGCAAAUGUAUCUUUGAUACCCACAAUUUCCUCACCGUCUUCAUCCGACCGUUCUGACCGGGUAUACUCAUGGCCAAGUGAAGUGGAGAAGCUUGAGCAGCUGCACUCACCAGAAGCCUAUGCAAUGAUCCAAAACCACCUGACUCUCAUCUUAGGGAAUCGAGUUGCAGACUCGAAAACUGUUGCACAGAUAAGCAAACUCAGGGUUGGGCAAGUUUAUACUGCAUCAGUAAUGUAUGGUUAUUUUCUAAAGCGAGUUGAUCAACGGUUCCAGCUUGAGAAGACAAUGAAGAUCCUCCCUGAUGGACGGAAUGAAGAAAGGAGUGAUUAUGGACAUGCAAUGGCUGAGGAGAUGGGACCCAAUGGUAUUGAUUUGUCUCCAGAUUCACCACAUGCUGAGAAAACCCACCCUGAGGUUCCAUACGGUAAAUUCAGUUCUGGGGGAUUUGGGUAUGGGAUUAAGCCGUCACGACUAAGGACCUAUGUGAUGUCAUUCGAUGCUGAGACGUUGCACAGAUAUGCAACAAUUAGAUCCAAGGAAGCUAUUAGUAUCAUUGAGAAGCAUACAGAGUCAUUGUUUGGGAGGCCUGAGAUUGUGUUCCCACCUCAGGGUACUGUUGAUUCUACCAAGGAUGAACUCAUCAGAUUAAGCUUUGGCGGGUUGAAGAGGCUUGUUUUGGAGGCUCUUACUUUUGGGUCUUUCCUCUGGGAUGUUGAGAGUUAUGUUGAUUCUAGGUAUCAUUUCGUUAUCAGUUAAUUUGUUUUUACUCAAUUCACUUCUAGUGUAUAAAAAUAAAGAUUGUUCUUGUCCAUUUGAAUCUACUACUUAUGAAGAGGAUAAUUACUUCUUGCUUUC